AGCUCUAUUUCCUAAAAGGUUUUUUAUGAAUAUACGCAGAGCCAAUUUAACAAAUUUAUGCAUUUAUUGAUAGUUUAUAACCUUAAAACUAAAAUGCGCGGUGAGUGGGUGGGCCCGCGGUUAAGGCAUUAGCAUGAAGCUAAUUCGAGCUAGAAGCUGCUUUAAAGCCAGGACGUGUGCGUUAAAUUACAACCAUCCUCUAUAUAUAGAAUAACCCUGUGUGUUUUUAACGGUUUGCAGGGCUAACAACGCUACAUGUUGCUACAUUUAUCACGUUCUGCUGCUGUUGUUGGCUCUCCAACGGAGCGUCACUCGAACUGUCCAGAACCUCGCGGUGCUAGCCGACCCCGAAACCUGCCGGGGCGGGUUCCUGGGGCUCGCGCGCGGCAGCCCGGUAACGGCUGGUUUCGUAACUCGGCGGGUCGCUGCUCUGUUUGUGUCGCAUCUUGUGGAAAGUUGUUGUCAUCGCCCGCACACGUCCCUGACGCUGCGUCAUCACCUAGGAAACGGGAGCAGGCCUUUCCUGCAUGCGUGUAGCCCGUUUGCCUCUGCGCGCACUGAAGCGGGACUGGUGUUGUUUGUAAGAAAGUCUGGAGCUGUUGGGAUGUCAGCUUCUGGUGUCGCUGCAUCAGCUGUUACCACCAUGAUUCUGCAGUGUUGAUAGACGAAGAUGAAGAGGAGCCGGCACCUCAGCACCAGUGAUGACUCAGACAAUGGCAGUAGCUCCACCUGCUGGUCUCAUUCGUCGCAGCACCGGAGGGGCGGCGGGCAGAAACCCUCUGAGGUUUUUAGGACGGACCUGAUCACCGCCAUGAAAUUACACGACUCCCAUCCGCUCAACCCAGAGGACUACUUUGUGCUCGCCGACCCGUGGAGGCAGGAGUGGGAGAAGGGAGUCCAGGUUCCUGUCAGUCCGCAGUCCAUCCCACAGCCCGUCACCAGAGUGUUGGUGGAAAAAGAGAAGGAGCUCAUGUUCAUCAGGCCAAAGAAGCUGAUCCGCACGUCUGGCACGGAGGCGCUGGGAUACGUGGACAUCCGCACGCUGGCAGACGGGGUGUGCCGCUACGACCUGAACGAGGAGGACGUGGCCUGGCUGCAGAUCGUCAACGAGGAGUUUGCAGAGAUGGGCCUGCCUCUGCUUGACGAGAACACCAUGGAGCGGGCGAUGGAGGAGUUUGAGCGCCGCUGCUACGAUAACAUGACGCACGCCAUGGAGACGGAGGAGGGGCUGGGCAUCGAGUACGACGAGGACGUGGUGUGCGACGUCUGCCAGUCGCCGGACGGCGAGGACAACAAUGAGAUGGUGUUCUGUGACAAGUGCAACAUCUGCGUUCACCAGGCCUGCUACGGCAUCCAGAAGGUCCCCCAAGGCAGUUGGCUGUGCCGGAUCUGUGCGCUCGGCAUCCUCCCGAAAUGCCAGCUGUGUCCCAAGAAGGGGGGGGCCAUGAAGCCGACCCGGAGUGGAACCAAGUGGGUCCACGUCAGCUGUGCCUUGUGGAUCCCAGAGGUGAGCAUCGGGAACCCAGAGAAGAUGGAGCCCAUCACCAACGUGUCCCACAUUCCCAGCAACAGAUGGGCUCUGAUCUGCUGCCUGUGCAAAGAGAAGGCCGGGGCCUGCAUCCAGUGCUCAGCCAAAAACUGCCGGACUGCCUUCCACGUGACGUGUGGCCUUCAGGCCAACCUGGAAAUGAACACCAUCCUCACUGAGGACGACGAGGUGAAGUUCAAGUCCUUCUGCCCCAAACACUCCGGACACCAAGGGGCGGAGCCGCGAGACCAGGAGUCGGAGGACGAGGAGGAGGAGGAGGAAGCCGCCGGCCAUAAAAAAGGCAGGAAGGGUGGGGUGACACGGGGGGGAGACGCGUCUUCCUACCCUCUGCCGUCCUACGACCAGGAAGGCCUCAGCCAGCAGGAGAAAAGAGUCAGCCUCCGCAAGCUGAAGCUGCAGGAGAUGGAGGAAGACUUCUACCGGUUUGUGGAGGUGGAGGAGGUGGCCGGCAGCCUGAAGCUCCCCCCAGAGGUUCUGGACUUCCUCUACCAGUACUGGAAGCUGAAACGCAAAGCCAACUUCAACCAGCCGCUCCUCACGCCCAAGAAGGAUGAAGAGGAGAGCCUGGCGCGACGGGAGCAGGAGGUCCUGCUGCGCCGCCUCCAGCUCUUCACCCACCUGAGGCAGGACCUGGAGAGGGUCCGGAACCUGACCUACAUGGUGACCCGGAGGGAGAAGAUCAAGCGCUCCCUGUGGAAAGUCCAGGAGCAGAUCCUGCAGCAGCAGGUGGUCCUGCUGGACCAGGAGCUGCUGAACGGCAAUCCUUCGCCCAAAGACCUGGAGAGGGUCUUCUCUCUGGGCUGGUUGUCCUCUCAGUCCAGCUUGUCCCCGAGUCUCCCUGAGCUGCAAACCAAGUCACCGAAGCAGAGGAGAAAGACGAGCAGCGACCGGAAGAACCAGUCCGACUCCUCUCACACCCAAAGGAGAGAAAAUCAGGCCAAACCCGUGGAGAUGAAGGACAGCAGCAGCUGUCAGCUGGGAGAAGUGGUUCCCGCUCAGGCAGGAGGCGGAGCUCCAGUCCAAAGCGCUGAAGUCAGCAGGGAGGGGUGGAGCUCCAAGCUCGGGAGGCCAGACGUCAUCCAGGAAGCUGUAGUCCGGCUGCACAAGGUGGAAAGCAGGAAGGCUCUGAGGAGGGAGGCCCCGCCCCCUGAACAGGAGGAGCGGGGGAGGAAGAGGAGAAGCGAGGCCGCGGACGGCUUUGCUUGUCCGAUGAAGAACAAGCUGGGGUCAAAACACCUGGAGAAAACCGUCUCCAUCAGGCUGGUGGACAUCAGGAACUCUGACUCAGACGAGUUCUUCAUCGACGAGGGCGUGGCCAAAAGAGGCCCCGCCUUCUCAGAUGUGACGCCAAACUCUAAGGUCAGCAGGGCCAGCGUGGUUUUAGACGCCGCCACUCUCCCGAAAGCCAACGUGUGGCUGAGAAGAACACCCAUCGAUGGCGCCCACGCCCCCCCGGGGGCCGCGGCCGGACACCUGAGGAGCUGGGGGAAGUUCCGGAUCCCCAGGCGGGGCGAAAGGCCUCCGGCUGUGGCGUGGAAGGAGGCGGCGGAGCCACACAAGCCUCUACUGAGGCCGCUGACCAACACGCCAGAGCCCUCCUACCCCAGAACACGACUGCGCACGGGGGCGGAGCAUGACGGGUACCCGCCCGACCCCAAAGGAGGUCAUGCGGAGCUGGAGCCCUGCCUGAAGCGCUGCCACUCCCACGAGCUGAGGGGCGACGCCUCUCUGGGGCGCCGCUACGGCUCAGACAUCAUCCGCAGGGGCGUGCUGGCCUCAUGAUGAGGGGGGGGGGGUCCGCUACUCUUUGUACCGCUAUUUUUCACUAGAGAUGACAAAAUGCUAGAUUCAGACCAGAGCAGAUAUUUAUUUUUUAUCCGUAACAUAAAUGUCAAGCUGAGCUAGAUUCUGUUUAUGUCCGUUUUCCCAAAGAAAAGGAGUAGAAAGAUGUCACGUUGCCAUGGAAACGCUGGCUCAUCACAGGGAAAAGCGGGUUGUUUUCCUGGGACCACAGGUUGCCAUGAUUAAGUGUUUGGGUCGUCCAGGUCUGGUCUCGGGCCAAACACAGGAAGUCCUUUUACGUCUCUUUUCGGGUGGUCAGAGUAGCGGCCAGUGUUUCCCCGGCAACAGCACUUACGUGUAAAGGAGCCGCGAUGGUUUCCGCCAUGUGCCUAACUUAUUUGAAGCGUUUGCACUACGAGAGGACGGCACAGGCGAAGAGUUAUUUUUUACACUGAAACAGGAACGGCGUUUUUCGAAACAGCGCCCGCCGCUGCACUGCUGUUAUGCAAAAAAGGAGGUUGUCGUCCCGAAGACACAAUAAAACUCUGAAGGUG
This is a messenger RNA of Oryzias latipes (Japanese medaka), 3885 nucleotides long. It is a transcript of the gene jade1, whose product is annotated as jade family PHD finger 1. Lineage: Eukaryota; Metazoa; Chordata; Actinopteri; Beloniformes; Adrianichthyidae. The record is from RefSeq and is a predicted model, not a curated record. Gene Ontology annotation, cellular component: histone acetyltransferase complex. Gene Ontology annotation, biological process: regulation of transcription by RNA polymerase II.